CUGCCCCUUUAUAAUUCAAGAGCCCGGAAGAGGACUGCAUUGACUGUCGUGAAUCGCAAAGUAAUGUCUCAGGUGACAUUUAGCGAUGUGGCUGUAGACUUCUCUCAUGAAGAGUGGGGAUGGCUAGAUUCUGCUCAGAGGGAUUUAUACAAGGAUGUGAUGGUCCAGAAUUAUGAGAACCUGGUCUCUCUAGGUCUUUCCAUAACUAAGCCAUAUGUGAUCACUUUAUUGGAGGAUGGAAAAGAGCCCUGGAUGGUGGAGAAAAAUCUGUCAAAAAGUGUGUUUCCAGAUUGGGAAUCAAGAUGGGAAGAUAAGAAAUUAUCAACAAAGAAAGACAUUUAUGAUGAAGAUUUAUCCCCAACAGUAAUCAUAGAAAAAACUGUAAAACAAACUUGUGAAUUUUCAGAUUUUAAUAAGGAUUCAGCAUAUAUAGAGAAGUUGGAGAGGAAGCAUGGAAGUCAAGUAGAACAUCUGAGACCAGUGACCCUCACCUUUAAAGAAAGCUCCACUGGGGACAGUGUUUACAAAUGCAAUACAUUUAGAAGCAUCUUUCAUUUAAAGUCCAUUGUUUCUGAACCACAGAGAAUUUCUGCUGAGGGGAAAUCACAUAACUAUGACAUAGUGAAGAGCUUACAAAAAAAGGCAGAUACAAAAAGUGAGAAAAUAAGUGGUGGAAAGAAACUUUUGAAUUCUAAUGAAAGUGGAGCAGGCUUUAGCCAGAGCAAAUCUCUUACCCUUCAUCACACUUCCGAUAGAGUGAAAAUCUAUACAUGCAGUGAAUGUGGGAAAGCCUUUGGCAAACAAUCAAUCCUUAAUCGCCACUGGAGAAUUCAUACAGGAGAGAAACCCUACAAAUGUCAUGAAUGUGGGAAGACUUUUAGCCAUGGCUCAUCCCUUACUCGACAUCAGAUAAGCCACAGUGGAGAGAAACCAUACAAAUGUAUUGAAUGUGGGAAGGCCUUUAGCCAUGUUUCAUCGCUUACUAAUCAUCAAAGCACUCAUACUGGAGAGAAACCCUAUGAAUGUAUGAACUGUGGAAAGUCUUUCAGUCGUGUUUCACAUCUUAUUGAGCAUCUAAGAAUUCAUACUCAAGAAAAACUCUAUGAGUGUCGUAUAUGUGCAAAGGCUUUCAUUCAUAGGUCAUCUCUCAUUCACCAUCAAAAAAUUCAUACUGGAGAGAAACCUUUUGAGUGUAGUGAGUGUGGGAAAGCUUUUUGCUGCAGCUCACACCUUACCCGACAUCAAAGAAUUCACACUAUAGAGAAACAAUAUGAAUGUAACAAAUGUUUGAAAGUCUUUAGUAGCCUCUCAUUUCUUAUUCAGCAUCAGAGUAUUCACACUGAAGAAAAACCCUUUGAAUGCCAGAAAUGCAGGAAAUCCUUUAACCAGCCCGAAUCACUGAAUAUGCAUUUGAGAAACCACAUCAGACUGAAACCUUAUGAAUGCAGUAUAUGUGGGAAAGCCUUCAGUCAUAGAUCAUCUCUGCUUCAGCAUCAUAGAAUUCAUACUGGAGAGAAACCUUAUGAAUGUAUUAAAUGUGGGAAGACAUUCAGCUGUAGUUCAAACCUUACUGUACAUCAGAGAAUUCAUACUGGAGAAAGGCCAUAUAAGUGUAAUGAAUGUGGGAAAGCUUUUAGCAAAGGCUCAAAUCUUACUGCCCAUCAAAGAAUACAUAACGGGGAGAAACUCAAUAGUGCAGGAGGUAUGGAGGAGCCUUUAGACCAUAUGAGUCACUACAUAUUUGAGACAGCAUAUAGGAGAGAAACUGUUUGAUAUGGUAUUUAUCAUAAACUUCAGUCAUAGUUCCUCUCUGAUUCAGUGCCAGAAAAUUUAUACUGCAGAAAAGUUUUAGGAAUGUAGUGAAUAUGAGAAGACCUUUAGCAAUGAUGCAAACCCUUCUGUCAGAGUUCAUACCCUAAAGAAACCAUAUGAAGACAAUAAAUGGGGGAAACCCUUUGUCAGUAUCAUCCUUUAAUUGACCUAAGUAUAUGC
Molecule: messenger RNA, 1992 nt
Organism: Otolemur garnettii (small-eared galago)
Lineage: Eukaryota; Metazoa; Chordata; Mammalia; Primates; Galagidae
Gene: ZNF181
Product: zinc finger protein 181
Exons: 4
Coding region: 64-1773 (569 amino acids)
Biological process (GO): negative regulation of transcription by RNA polymerase II
Molecular function (GO): DNA-binding transcription repressor activity, RNA polymerase II-specific
Source: RefSeq, a predicted model, not a curated record